AAUUAUCAAAUCAUUUUGAACAAUCCAGAAAAUUCAAUACCAAUGCUUUCUUCAAGUAUCAGAAUACGUUAUUUACUGAUGAAUUACUCUUGGGUGUUUAAUAUAUUAGGUUGGGUAAUAAGUCUUUUCGUAUUUUGAGUAAAACUUCAAAGGGAUAUAUUUUUAGUUUUGAGCAACUUUAUUCAACCAAAUAUUAUCCAUAUUGUUUAACCACCUUUUGCCAUUUUUCGGCUAAAGACAUAAUUCCUUUAGUGUAAAAACUCCGUGGUUUAUCGUUAAAAAACUGUGACACGAUGUUUUCACAUGCUUCUCUUGAAGGUAGCGAUACUCCACUAAGGGAGUUUUGCAUAGAACCAAACAAGUGGUAAUCCGAUGGUGCAAGGUCUGGGCUAUAUGGAGGAUGCAUCAAAACUUCCCGGCCAAGACUCCCAGUUUUUUCCGAGUCAUCAAAGAUGUGUGUUGUCUAGCGUUGUCAUGGUGGAAGACGAUGGCAUUUCUGUUGACCAAUUCUGGCCGUUUUUCAUCGAUUGCUUGCUUCAAUCUCAUCAAUUGGUCACAGUAAAGUCUAGAAUUAAUAGUUUGACCAGUCUGGAGUAGCUCAUAAUGAUUGAUUCCUCUCCAAUCCCACCAAACGCACAGCAUAACCUUCCGUGGCGUCUUCCUGGCUUUGGGACUGUUUGUGUAGCUUCUGCAUUCUUGCACCAUGAUCGUUUUCGCACGUUAUUGUCGUAUUUGAUCCACUUUUCAUAUCCUGUAACCAUUCGCUUCAGAAACGGUUCGAUUUCAUUCCGUUUCAGCAAAGAAUCGGAGAUGUUAAUUCGGUGAAUUAAAUUUUUCACAGACAAUUCAUGCGGUAUCCAAAAAUUGCGCUUUUUUUUGUAGCCACCCUUUUUUAAAUGGUUCAAAACCGUUUUAUAGUGAAGGUUUAGUUCCUUAGCGAUGUAAUGGCUGCUUAUGUGACGAUCCUGGUCUAUCCUUACAAUAAUUUCAUCGACUUCAGCAACGAUAGGUCGACCAGAGCGAGGUGCAUCUUUCACAUCAAAAUUUUCAGAACUGAAGCAAGCGAACCAUCGUUAUGCUACAUGAACUGGUUCAGCAUCGUCCCCCUAAACAUCACAAAUUUAAUUGGAGCCUUGCGUGGCAUUUUUCCCAUUUUUGUAGAACAUUUUCAAAAUAUAGCGAAUUUCUUCACUAUUUUCACUCAUCUUUGAACAGCUAUAACUUUUUGGCCACUGCUCCAAAUUCUGUUUUGUUUUGAUUAAAAGAUACAUCAAAUGUCCCUUAAAACAACGUGGUAUGAUAUGACAUAAUGUGAUUUAUAACGGUGGAGAUAGACGACUCCAAAGCCAUCUAUUGCAAAAAUACGAAAAGACUUAUUACCCAACCUAAUAUAAUUGGAUUAAGACUAUUGAUAAAAGAUGUGCAAUGCGGCCCCUAAAAAUUUAAGUGAUCACUUUGUAUGGCAGAUCCAGAAAACUAAACGCUUAUGAGCCCCUUACCUUUUAUCAAUAGCACAAUAGCCUUGAAUAUUCUGUAAGAAAAUUAUUUAGUUCAUUUGAGAUCACAUGAUCAAAUUGCAAUCGUGAAACGUAUCGUUUUAGGUAACUGCUCCAGAGUACUACAAAGGACCAACAGACAUGUCAGAUGCUAUUCAUGACUUAUACAUGCGAGCCAAUUUUCCAAUCAUCAAUGAACUUAUGUACGAUAUGAAUUUCACUCUAAACUUGAUUCAAGUAGAUUCUGGAGGAUGGAAAAUAAAUGGAUCCUUCAGUGGUCUAUUUGGCAGGUUCCAGAAUCGCUCCAUUGAAUUAGGGUGUACUGGAACGUUAAUGCGCACUGAAUGACUAGAGGUAGUAGAUUUCACUACCGUCACAAUUUUGAUAAAAAGUAAAAUUAUUUUUCGGCAACCUCCUCUGUCAGUUGUGUCGAACAUAUUUGAACUGCCUUUCAGUAAGGAAGUUUGGCUAUCAUGUUUUGCAUUAAUGACUGUGUACUGGGUAUCUAUGAUGGUGGUGUGCUUUUGGAUGAAUGUAGAUUAUUUUACGCCGCUGGAAUCCUUAUUGUACAUUGUAGGAGCUAUGUGCCAAAGAGGUUCCGAUUUCAUACCACAUCAUAAUGGUAUCAGACUGCUGAUGUUUUCGAUGCAGCUUACAGCUUUUUUCAUUGUAACAUCAUACUCGGCCAGUAUAGUUGCACUCCUCCAGAGUCCAAGUCGUGCGAUCUCCAGUGUUGCAGACUUAGCUAGAUCUCCAUUAUCCGCGGGAGUGAUGGAUACAAUUUACGGGCGAGUAUACUAUACAGAAGCACAAGAUCCGCAUGUAAAAGAACUAUAUUUGAAGAAGAUUAAACCUUAUGGCGAAAAGUCUUUUAUCGAGGCUGACGAAGGAAUAGCACGUGUGAAAAAUGAUUUUUUUGCGUUCGAGGUAUAUAAAUGAAUAAUUUAUGUCGUUUUCCCCAUGAUAAUAUUCAAUUAUUCUUUCUUUAGGCAGAAGAAAAUGCGGCCUAUAAACUGGUGAAAGAAACAUUUGAGCCGCACGAUAUAUGCAAGUUACAAGAGCUUAGGGCCAUUAAAUUGCCGCCGUUCGGCAUUCCUAUAGUGAAAGGGAGUAAGUACCGUGAGAUCUUUCGGCAGCGG
This is a messenger RNA of Anopheles aquasalis, 2635 nucleotides long. Its product is annotated as glutamate receptor ionotropic, kainate glr-3-like. Gene Ontology annotation, cellular component: membrane. Lineage: Eukaryota; Metazoa; Arthropoda; Insecta; Diptera; Culicidae. The record is from RefSeq and is a predicted model, not a curated record. Gene Ontology annotation, molecular function: ligand-gated monoatomic ion channel activity.